AUGUCAACUGGCGAAUCGUACGACUCACUGCAAUUUGCAUUCAGAAUAUCGGCUAGUUACAUUAGCAAAAUUGUAAAAAUUACACUUAGAGUUUUAAAAGAAAAAUUAAGUCCUAUAUUUUUACCGUCGAUCAAAUGUGAUGAGCUGAAAGGAAAAGCUGAAGAAUUUGGACAAAAAUGGCAUUUUCCUAAUUGUGUAGGGGCAGUUGACGUGUUUUGUCCUAAACGAUCAGGGUCACUGUACUACAACUACAAAAAUUUUUUUCCAUUGUCUUACUAG
Molecule: messenger RNA, 279 nt
Organism: Macrosiphum euphorbiae (potato aphid)
Lineage: Eukaryota; Metazoa; Arthropoda; Insecta; Hemiptera; Aphididae
Source: the annotation of a GenBank genome assembly